AUGGGUGGUAACUACACCCCCAUCGUUGCCUCGCCUCUUUUUACGAUGAUGCAAAUUCUCGAUUCAUCUUGUCUGGAUUCAAGAAUCGAAUCAAAUUUUGAAUCAAAAUCGUGAAUCUAUCGCGGCCUUGCAAGUCACGUGGAAUGCCUCGCGCGCUUAUAAUCAAGAAUUUCGAGCGGGGACGCGGCAUGCAGCAGCCUUCGGCACCGCGACAGAAAGCCUUGAGCUCCUAAACCUGCCCCGGACAAACUCACCGCAGACUGGAUGGCGGAGCAUGCAUGGAUGCCGCUGCCGCAACUUCUUGACUCACGACUCUUCUCUCUCUCUCUCCUCAUUAACAAGCUCGCACAACCUCCACAUUCGUCACUGUGAUGCACACAGCGAAUUGAAACCUAAGCAUCCCAGUAAGUCAAGAUCACGAAUCUCGGUGCGCUCACAAAAUCUGGCGCUCGCGCCUCUCACCAACGCUGCGUUACCUCCGCAGAAACCCAAAAGCGCCCCUUCACACAAGUUGCCUCAAGAUGGCACAGCCUUCAUCAACCACGGAUGUGCUCCUGUACUUUCUGGCACUCUUCGUGGUACGUCAUUGUGACCAUGCAUCGAUGUCCAGAUCACGCGGGCCUGACUCCAUCUACUAAUAACGUCUCUAUCAUGCUCAUCCUCACAGCCUCCCGUACCUGUCGCCAUCAAGCGCGGAUGCGGUGCUGACUUGAUCAUCAACAUCCUCCUUUGGGUUCUCGGCUGGAUUCCGGGCGUCAUACACGCCUGGUGGCUCAUCAGCAAAUACCCAGAGUACUGA
Molecule: messenger RNA, 799 nt
Organism: Ceraceosorus bombacis
Lineage: Eukaryota; Fungi; Basidiomycota; Exobasidiomycetes; Ceraceosorales; Ceraceosoraceae
Source: the annotation of a GenBank genome assembly